Messenger RNA from Acanthochromis polyacanthus (spiny chromis), 4523 nucleotides. Its product is annotated as tripartite motif-containing protein 3-like. The record is from RefSeq and is a predicted model, not a curated record. NCBI's taxonomy places the organism in Eukaryota, Metazoa, Chordata, Actinopteri, Pomacentridae. Gene Ontology annotation, molecular function: ubiquitin protein ligase activity; zinc ion binding; translation repressor activity. Gene Ontology annotation, biological process: proteasome-mediated ubiquitin-dependent protein catabolic process; negative regulation of translation; protein polyubiquitination. The transcript is spliced from 13 exons. The coding region runs from base 194 to 2509 and encodes 771 amino acids.
UUGUCCUCUUCCUUACUGUCCCCUUCUUCUACCAGACAUACCCUGCCCUUUCCUUUCUGUCGCCCUGUCUGUGGAUUCUGUUGUAGAGGAUUGGGACACUGACAAUGGGAGGCUUUCUCUCCGGCCUGCAAUGCUGACACUCCAGUCCCUCCUGCUGGGAAUUCAUGUUAACUGGUUCCUGUACCCCCUUUGAAUGUCUGUCACUAUGGCUAAGCGUGAGACUGGCAGCACCAGCCCCGUGGUCAGGCAGAUAGACAAGCAGUUCCUGGUUUGCAGCAUCUGUUUGGAUCAUUAUCACAACCCCAAGGUUCUUCCUUGUCUGCACACCUUCUGUGAAAAAUGUCUGCAGAAUUACAUCCCUCCCCAGUCUUUGACGCUGUCCUGUCCAGUAUGCAGACAGACUUCUAUCUUGCCAGAGAAGGGUGUGGCAGCCCUGCAGAACAACUUCUUCAUCACAAACCUAAUGGAGGUGUUACAGCGAGAUCCAGAGUGCAGCCGACCUGAGGCGUGCAACGUUCUUGAGUCAGCCAAUGCAGCUACAACUUGUCAGCCCCUUUCUUGCCCCAACCAUGAGGGCAAGGUGAUGGAGUUUUACUGCGAGUCAUGUGAAACCGCCAUGUGUCUGGAGUGCACAGAGGGAGAGCACAGGGAACAUGUGACAGUUCCUUUGAGGGAUGUGCUGGAGCAGCAUAAGUCAGCUCUGAAAAAUCAGCUGGAUGCUGUGCGCAACAGACUACCUCAGCUGACAGCUGCCAUUGAGCUGGUGAAUGAGAUAUCCAAGCAGCUUACAGACAGGAAAAAUGAGGCAGUGACUGAAAUCAGUAGUACUUUUGAUGAGCUUGAGAAGGCCUUACACCAGCGCAAGACUGCUCUCAUUACUGAGGUGGAAAACAUCUGCAGCACCAAGCAGAAGGUUCUUCAAGCCCAGCUCACCUCUUUGCUUCAGGGCAAAGAGAACAUUCAGAGCAGCUGUAACUUCACAGAGCAUGCCCUGAGCCAUGGCAGUGCCACAGAGGUCCUGCUGGUCCAGAAACAAAUGGGUGAGCGAGUCAGUGCUCUGGCGCGACACAGCUUUCCUGAAUAUCCUCAUGAAAAUGGACAUCUGGAAUGCCAGGUAGAGACAGACGGACUGAGGCGCUCCAUCCAGAAUCUGGGAGUCCUGAUCACAACGGGGGCUGUUGGCCAUACCAGUGUUGCUACUGGUGAAGGCCUGCGACAUGCAUUGGUCAGCCAGCACACCACCAUCACCGUGACCACUAAAGACAAGGAUGGAGAAUUAGUGAAGACUGGUAAUGCUGCUCUCAGGGCAGAGAUUGUCUCUGCAGAUGGAGUGUGCACUGAAGCUGAGGUGGUGGAUAACAAGAACGGCACCUACGAGGUCGGAUAUACCCUCCGCUCUGAGGGAGAAUUCACCUUCUCUCUGCUGCUGUAUGAACAGCCUGUGAGGGGGAGUCCGUUCCGUUUGCGCGCCGUCAAACCUUCAGACGUCCUGCAGUCGCCAGACGACGUGAAGAGACGAGUGAAGUCCCCAAGUGGAGGAGGAGGUCAUGUUCGACAGAAGGCUGUGCGCAGGCCCUCCAGCAUGUACAGCACCACCAAGAAAAAGGAAAACCCAAUAGAGGACGAGCUGAUCUACAGAGUUGGAACAAGAGGACGAGAUAAAGGAGAAUUCACUAACCUUCAAGGCAUCUCAACCUCCAGUAAUGGGCGGAUUGUGGUGGCAGACAGCAACAACCAGUGCAUACAGGUGUUCUCUAAUGACGGACAGUUUAAGAUGAGGUUUGGGGUAAGGGGUCGGUCACCAGGGCAGCUACAGCGCCCCACAGGGGUCACAGUGGACAUGAACGGUGACAUCAUUGUAGCUGACUACGACAAUAGAUGGAUUAGCAUCUUCUCCUCAGAUGGCAAGUUCAAGAAUAAAAUUGGGGCAGGAAGACUGAUGGGACCCAAAGGUGUGGCUGUGGAUAAGAACGGACAUAUAAUCACAGUUGAUAAUAAGGCCUGCUGUGUCUUCAUCUUCCAAUCAAAUGGGAAGCUGGUGACCAAGUUUGGAGCCAGAGGAACAUCAGACAGACACUUUGCAGAGAAAAGUGGUGCAAACAUUGCACUGGAAACAAAGCUUAGUAAAUCUGGCCCUGUUUUCAGUCCUCACUUUGUGGCUGUAAAUAACAAAAAUGAGAUUGUGGUAACAGACUUCCAUAACCAUUCAGUCAAGGUGUACAAUGCAGACGGGGAGUUCCUGUUUAAAUUUGGCUCCCAUGGAGAAGGGAAUGGCCAGUUCAAUGCUCCAACAGGUGUGGCUGUGGACUCCAAUGGAAAUAUCAUUGUUGCUGAUUGGGGCAACAGUCGGAUCCAGGUGUUCGACAGCUCAGGGUCCUUCCUGUCCUACAUCAACACUACAGCUGACCCGCUCUAUGGCCCCCAGGGCUUGGCCCUCACAUCUGAUGGUCAUGUGGCAGUGGCAGACUCUGGGAACCACUGCUUUAAGGUCUAUCGCUACCUGCAGUAGAGACCCCGAGACAGACUGGAUCACCAACACAAGCACUGACGACACAACCAAUGUAUUCCACAGGGUGCAAUGAUAUUUCCAGUACAGCCUUUUGAUGUGCACAUCAACUGAUUUCCAGGAUAUUAAUCAAAUGUCACCUCACUUUACCUUUAUGAUGUGUAUUGAAGGUUGAAUUUGAUGAUGAGAGAUGUAGCGUCUUUGGGACAAGUAAUGACAUAAAGCUUAUGGACCGGUUUUGGAGAACGUGCAAAAACAUUUUUGUGUAAUAUACGCUGUUGACGGUAUUAUCAAACCACACUUUCUGCGAGACCAGACAGAGUAGAAGAUAGAUUGAAGUAUUUAAUCAGCCAUAACUUGUCCAGAUGCAUGAAGUUUUCUUUUAUCUCAUUGCCUGUAGGCAACAACACAGUGUAACCAUCAGUUGCUUUUCUCAUGAACUAGUUAAUGCUUACAGUGAAAUGAACAGCGCUAUGCUUCUCCAGCAAUGAAAUGUAAAAUUUCCUUAUUUACUAACAUCUCACAUAAAAUGUCACCACCAUCUGUGCAUUGAUUUGCUGUAUGUACUGUAUAUACAUAAAUGUAUAUUGUGUAUAUUAGAUCACUCCGUAUGUAUGUGCUACGAUUUUGAAACACAGCCUUUUGGCUCUUCAGAGUGCAGCAGUCAAGGAUUUCAAGAUUUCACACGUGUGUAUGGCAGCUGUAAAAGAGUGCUUUUAAAACACAUCCAGCACAUGCUUCAAAGAAGAAGAGUGUCAUAUUUAUUGCUAAUGUAAGCAGCACAAUAUUCAUUUUUGUUAAUAUCUGUUCUUUUAAGGGGAAAAAUGAUGAAAAAUGCUAAUUUAUUUUAUUUUAUACUUGCUCAGCAUUUACAAAUUAUUUUUCUAAAUUGAUGUGCUUUUUUUUCCCUUCUAUGGAACUUCACACUUUCUCCCUUUUCCUUUAUAGAAACUUCCCCUUAAAGCAGAAUUCAGUAUCCACCCACAUCUGGAAAAUGUAGAUCAGUGUUUGUGCACAUGGGCAGCUCUCUUUCAAAGCUAUAACCCCAUCUAGGUUUUCAGUUUAGAUACUAACAAAAAAUAAAAUAAAAUAUAGUUUUUAAAGUUUCUUUGUUCAGAAUAAUGUCAGAUAUGAUAUAUGGAUUGGAUUCAUGACAGGAUUGUUUUGUCUUUAACAAUUAAAUAGCUUAAUUCAUCAAAGUGCUACCACCUGACCAGAAAUAAUAUGCAUAUCUCAGGAAAUCCAUCCAAAUUUGAUCGCAAAGUCAGUAGAAAAGAAAAUUAACUCUUUUUAUUUUGUGUUAUCACAGGAAGAAGCUUUGUGAGAAAAUCUAUCCAUUUGUGCAAGUGUAGUCUUGAUUUAGGAUUACAGAAAUGGCUGGGAUGGAAUAUGAAUUCUGUUUGCAGUCUUUGUUAAUUUGUGGCUUUCACAUAAGAAACCGUUACAAAUAUAUUACUGUAAAUGACCAUUUAAUAUAUGACAUUGGCUAUUCAACACAUCCACGCUUAAGAAACCAUUCACUAUGAUACAGUUGUAAGCUAUUUAUCCGUUAGAUCUGAGUUCCUGCCUGCACUACAUCAAGCAAUGACUCCAAUGGAAGGACUCCUGUACCAGUAGAGCUGGUGCUGCUCAUGCUCCCCCUUGUGUUCAUUCUGUGUAAUAUCAUAAGACAACAUGGUGCCACAGCAGAAGAUGGACCAGGUGCAGCUGAGACAGGCUUCUGGUCUGACUUAACCACCCACAGCACUGUGCUUAUGCCACAAACACAAACAUUAACAGUCUGGAGUAUGAAGCUUUUCUGAGCUACAAGACUCGGAUAUGACAGCAGUUCAGUCAACCAGGAAGCUGCAGUUUUUGAUGCACCUGAUCUGUCGUUUGAGUUGUUGCCAAACGGGAGCGCAGACUUCUUUAAAGGGUCAACGCUCACCUUUUUGAGAUGUGUCUAAAGCAUUUUACCUGACCCAAUUUUGUUUUCUCUAUGAAUAUGCACUGGUAAUAAAAGCACAUGGUUUACUGA